CUGGAGUUGCUGCGCCUGUGUGAAAAUACUUGUGCUGAUGAGUGCCUGCUCGGAUGACAUAAAUCACUGGUGGCAUGUACGUUUUCAUCCCUCCCUCCGUCAUGCAACUGCUCAGCCAUAAUGUGAACUGUUAGUCUGGGGAGGAAGAUAAAGACAUUUGCCACCAAGAUGGUAAUCACGGGUGGAAAUGAUGAAGAUAGAGGAGGCCAGGAAAAGGAGAGUAAAGAAGAGAGUGUCUUGGCGAUGCUGGGGAUUAUUGGGACCAUUCUGAACCUGAUCGUCAUCAUAUUUGUAUACAUCUACACCACUCUGUGAAUGGCCCAGCGGGUCCUCAGGCCUCAGGAUGGCCAAAAGACAGGAGGAGUCCUGUGUGUUGGCAGAUCAGUGAUCGGACACUGCGCCAACAACCAGCCUUGACCGACACACACCGCUCGAUCAGAUGCACCUUCGAACUUGAUAAAGGGUCACCAAAAUCAACCAACCCUGCUGCGAGGAGCAGACACUAAAGCACAAUGAAUCCACCAAAACUCAUUCACACAGCAAGGAACUCAACGUUGUUGGCAGGGGACCCGAAAGGAUGCUUGGAAGACUGCCCUUUGACACCAUCAGGGAGUGGAUGGGUGCAGAGAUGGGUUAUCCCAGGUCGCUGACGGAUGUCACGUGUUCAAAAAGAGGAACGGGUGGACACAGCUCACAGCAGACACAGCUCUUGGCCUCUCUCCCAGGACAUGUGUUUCCUCCUAACUCGAUGAACUGUUUGGUACCAAAAAACCACAGGGACAAUCCUUAACAAGCAUCCCAUUCAUCAAAAGUGUCUAACUAUUUGAUACUGGGGAGAUAACUUAUUUUUUCUUUUUUUCAUUGGCUUGAUGUGUGUAUCUGUUCAUAUCAAGGUUUAUAAAUAUAUAUUUUUAAUAAAUGUGCUCUAUUUUUUAGCAUGAACCAAAUAUUUGGAGAGGCACUCCUGGAUCCAUACAGCUUUCCUUGGUUUUACCUGCUGUAUCUACCUUAGACUGCACUUGUUAUGUUGUGUAAUCGCUCUAGUCCUCAUUCUCUCAUUUGGAAUCGUUUCCCUUCUCUCUCCCUCUCGUGCUUUUCGGUCUGGAGGACAUUUUCCCGUAAGACCAGCUGUGAUCUUGGUUGGUGCAUGUUUUAAGAUUGUCCAUUGAGCGACUUUUUGUUGUUAUACUGGAGAUGUAAAACGGUCGUGGGCAUGUGGACUUUGGAUGUACCGUAUCCUUACUGAGAAUUAUGCAUGAACAGGGCUGAGUGAUAUAGAUCAGCUUUAAAAAAAUUUUUUUACAAGGAAUACCAUGGAGGAAGGGCGUGGCUACAUCUGUGGAUCAACUAUAGGAUGGAGUAUUCAGCUUCUCAUUGGCAGCAUUAUUUCAUUCUUGUGACCAUUUGUCGAUGAGAUUUGAUUUUAAUGGCCACAUGCCAUGAAAGAUAGGUGGGAAGGACAAGGGGGGCAAAGUUCAGUGUUAGGAGCGUAAUUCCCUUCGUGAGCCUCCUGGGAGCCUUUGCAAAGUAGGUAGGGGUGUAAAUGACACUUGGACUCCCCCCACCAUAAGAGCUCACCUGGCUGUUUCAGGCUGGGAGGACACCCCUGCAACAGGUGACUUUUCAGGAGCACUAGAAGGGUAUGCAACGUUCACCCCAAAAGAUUGCUACAUUUCUUCAGGCUCCUGGUCUACACCCACAUGAAGCAACUUCCUCCCUGGCAGGGACAGUUGAAUCAGAAUGAAUGUGCCCUGUUCUCCUGCCUCCCUGAGAUGGGGCCUUUCACUGGCUGCAGCGGCAUGGCCUUAUAAAGAAGGUUAGCAUUCCUUCUGCCAGCGCCAGCCUUGCCUGUGGGCAAAAGAAGCAGCAGGCUACCUAGGUGGAGUCGAAUGAUGUCCAGGAGAUCACGGCCAGGUCUCUCUCCCUCCUGAUGUCAUGGUGUCUGAAAUUUCACCCUUAGAGAGUCACUUCUUGGACUGUGUUAGGGACCAGGCACUUUUUAAAGCAGAUGCCCUUAGCACCUGGCCCUCAUCAGGAGUCUUCUCUUCCCCACCAGAAGGAACAGAAGUUGAUGUGUGUUCAGGACAUACUGUGUGCUAGGCAUUGUGCCAGACUCUGUAUUCCUUCAGUUAUUGAAUGCUCACAGGAAAUGAACUAGAGAGUCUCUGUCCUACAUCAUAGAGAAAGAAAGGGGAACUCAGAUGGGGGAGACUUCCCCGAGGUCAGGUAGCUGGUAGUGGUGAGUCAGAACGCAAAUUCCCAGAGCUGUCUGAUUCCCUAGCCCAGUGAGGGGCAUCAAAUGCUGGAAAAGAGGGAAUGGAGAGACAGGCACUGGCCGGGAAAGGGCCCUCGGGGCCGGAUGCUCACCGAUGGUUUGCUGAGGGCCAGCUCUGCUCCCCGCCCUCCUUCCCUCCCAAGAAUAAAUAACCCUUGGGAACUCCUUGCACCCUGGCAGAACGUUGUACAUGUAAGGACUUGAGGAGGGCCAAGAGGAGGCUGCUUAGACAUAUCAUGGACUGUUGGGGGA
Messenger RNA from Dama dama (fallow deer), 2527 nucleotides. It is a transcript of the gene TUNAR, whose product is annotated as TCL1 upstream neural differentiation-associated RNA. The record is from RefSeq and is a predicted model, not a curated record. The coding region runs from base 169 to 315 and encodes 48 amino acids. Lineage: Eukaryota; Metazoa; Chordata; Mammalia; Artiodactyla; Cervidae. The transcript has 2 exons.